CAGAAAUUGGUAAAACUAGACCUUUCAGGAAACGGAAUUACAAAUUUUGAAAGCAUCAGCUGCUUGACAAAUUUGGACACUCUUCUCUUAGCACGAAAUAAAAUAUUACAUGUUAAAACGAAACUUUUUUCGGAUUGUCGAUGUUGCGUGUAUUAGAUUUGUCGAACAACGACAUAAAAGUGCUUGAACCGAACACCUUGUCAGAUACCUCGCUGUUUCUUCACAGUGCAAAUUUCCGUCAAAACCAAAUGAAGACCAUAGACAUAACCAACGCCGUCAUUGAAAACCCAUUCUGCAAAAUCGAUUACUCAGACAAUAAAAUCACCGAUUUUACAAAUGAAGUUUCUUUUCAAAUUAAUCCAGAUAAAAUUUAUGGCGACGGAGGUUAUAUCGAUUUAGCUGACAACGUGUUUCAAACAUGGAUUAACUUUACUGAUUUGGGCUUUCCUGAUCUUAAUUAUUUUGGAAAGGUUGUUUCCUAUGGUUUUGAUUUACGAAGAGCAAACUGGACCUGCGACUGUAAAAUGCAACCAUUUUUGGAGAAAGUGAAGCCUUAUUUAGGGAAAAUAUGGAGGGAUUAUUACAAUAUAACGUGCACAGAACCUUCCGAAUUGUCAGGGGUCUCUAUUGCAGAUAUGUCCAUGAAAAACAAAUUGGAUAACUUUAUAUGCAAUAUUUCAGUUACCAGUGGAUGUCCUCUUGGUUGUCAUUGUUACGAACAGCCCAGCGAGAGGCGAACUGUGGUAAACUGUACGGGAGUAGGCUUAACAACAAUGCCCUCCAAACUUCCUGCUUUCAGUAAUAUUGAGCUAUUAUUGGAGAACAAUUUAAUACACGAACUAGGCGACAUAGAAUAUUUAACACAACUUAAAAAAUUGGAAAUUAACAAUAAUCCGCUCCGGAAGAUUUCAUCAGCUUUAGCUAAACGAAUAAAAUACAACGUUGAUAUCAGUUUAAACUGCACGAAUCUGGAGAAAAUUCCGAUUACGUUUAAACAAUUAGACCAACAUCGAGUGAAAUUAGGCGUUUGCAAUAUAACCUGUGACUGCUCGUCCAAAUGGGUAAAAGAAUGGAUUUCUGCAAAAUCUGAUAAUUCUAAUCACAAUGAAUUGUACUGUAAAACAUCUGGGGGGAAUAUUCCUAUUAUUUCAUUUAACUUUGAUGCAUUGGAUUGCGCGGUCGACCAGUUCCUAAUUUACAUUGCUAUCGCUCUAGCUUUGUUUUUAAUUAUUUUGUCGGUUUGUAUGUUUGUGCUAUAUAAUUACCGGUAUGAAUUAGUCCUUAUUCUCAAUAACCCAACCAUUGGAAGAGAAAAUAUGGUCUCAAUGCUAUACGAUAUCUAUAUCGUUGUAAAUGAAAAUAAUGAUGAGGCACUUUUAUGGACAAAGACGGUUUUAACCCAUAAACUAAAAAGACUCGGGUAUAACACAUACUUUCCAUUCAGGGAUUACAUUUUUGGAGAUUUAAGAGAGGAACAGAUUAUUCAAAUGCUAUCGAAGAGCAGGGAUGUUAUUGUUCUUCUAACAUCAGAAUUUAAUUUAAAUGAGGAAAAUUUAAAUACGCUUUACGCGAAUUUGGAAUGGCGCCAUGCUUGGAACAAUUUCAAAACCAAUUCCAGUGAGCGAAACCUUAUUGUUAUCAAUUUCGAUCAGUUGAAAGCAGGGGAUUUUGACGUAUCUCCCCUAAAGGCGUUUCUCCGUCUGAAGAUGACGUUAGAUUUUGCAGACAGAAGUCACAGCCUUAUGGGAGACCUGCUGGCAAGAAUUGGGCCCCCGUCUCGUGUAAAUAAAAAACCAAUCUACAAACAGGCACACAGGGAUCACACACAAUUUAUUAAGCUGUAUUUUGAGUAAAAAAAGAUUGCACUUUGGACUGAAUGCUUAUAAUGGAUAUUAUAAUAACCUGAAUAUUUUACAUUAUUUAUCAAAAUGUAAAUAAAAAAUGCAUAAACGCAUGUUCAUAUUAAAUAAUUCCUUCUAUAUGUUGUUAUUUCAAGA
This is a messenger RNA of Magallana angulata, 1997 nucleotides long. RefSeq names its product slit homolog 3 protein-like. Bases 141 to 1853 code for a protein of 570 amino acids. The record is from RefSeq and is a predicted model, not a curated record. Gene Ontology annotation, cellular component: extracellular matrix. The transcript has a single exon. Gene Ontology annotation, molecular function: protein binding. NCBI's taxonomy places the organism in Eukaryota, Metazoa, Mollusca, Bivalvia, Ostreida, Ostreidae. Gene Ontology annotation, biological process: signal transduction.